GGGGAGCUUGGGAAGCAGAGCUCUGCUCGCUCAAACGCGGAGCUGCUGCAGUUUGCACCCCUACAGCGGCUUUGGGAAGGCGUCAAGCCGCUGGAUAAGCGUUUUUUUGAACAACGAGGGAACCCAGCGUGGCGUUUCUUUUCACAGCGGUCAUUUCAACAUGGGGAAUGGCAUCAAUAAGAUCCUGCCUGACCUGUACUUGGGGAAUUUCAAAGAUGCAAGAGACCGAGAGCAGUUAGCCAGGAACAACAUCACACACAUCCUGUCCAUUCAUGACAGCGCAGCUCCCAUCCUCCAGGAGAUGACCUAUCUCUGCAUUCCAGCAGCUGACCUGCCCACACAAAACCUGACUCAGCACUUUAAACAAAGUAUAAUGUUCAUGCACGAGUCUCGCCUGAAAGGGGAAGGCUGCCUCGUUCACUGUUUGGCAGGUGUGUCCCGCAGUGUCACCCUGGUAGUGGCUUAUAUCAUGACAGUGACAGGACUGGGCUGGCAGGAGGCGCUGGCUGCAGUGAGGGUGGUUCGGCCCUGUGCUGGACCUAACCUGGGCUUUCAGCGCCAGCUCCAGGAGUUUGAGGCUACUCAAGCUGAGCAGUUCAGAGAAUGGCUACAGAAGGAAUAUAAGGACAACCCCUUCAACGAUGAGGCCGAGCUCCGUGAUUUGCUCGCCAGGACGUCUAAAGUCAAUGGCGCGGAGGUGGAAAAACAGACUGCCGCACCUGAAACUAUCUGAUCAGAUCUUUGAUGAGAUAUUUUGCAGCUCAGCUUGGAGGAUCACACCACCACUGUGCUACAGUACUCUGGACCUUAUCUGAAAGUCUAUCGUGCUUUGGAGCAGACUACUGUCAGGAUGUUUAUCGCUGCUGGAGCGAUCCUCCAAAAAUCAUAGACAUGAACAUUGAAAGAGACAAUCAACAUGUACAGGACAUUUUCAUUUUUAGUUUGAGCUGAUGUUUCUGGUGCUGUUGUAUUUUCUAAUUUAUGAAUGUUGUGGGGUUUUUUUGUACUGUGUCACGACGAUUUCAAAUUGUGAAAUAAAAGGAGACGAGUCGGGCGUUCUGUGAG
This is a messenger RNA of Epinephelus fuscoguttatus (brown-marbled grouper), 1065 nucleotides long. It is a transcript of the gene dusp22b, whose product is annotated as dual specificity phosphatase 22b. Gene Ontology annotation, cellular component: cytosol. NCBI's taxonomy places the organism in Eukaryota, Metazoa, Chordata, Actinopteri, Perciformes, Serranidae. Gene Ontology annotation, biological process: regulation of cell population proliferation; protein dephosphorylation; transforming growth factor beta receptor signaling pathway. The record is from RefSeq and is a predicted model, not a curated record. The coding region runs from base 161 to 733 and encodes 190 amino acids. Gene Ontology annotation, molecular function: protein tyrosine/serine/threonine phosphatase activity. The transcript is spliced from 7 exons.